Messenger RNA from Arabis nemorensis, 1113 nucleotides. NCBI's taxonomy places the organism in Eukaryota, Viridiplantae, Streptophyta, Magnoliopsida, Brassicales, Brassicaceae. The record is from the annotation of a GenBank genome assembly.
AUGGCAGCAGCAGAAGCAAGAGCAGUGUGGCAAAGAACAGUGAACCGUUGUUUUGUCCAAGAAGAUGCUAAAAGAGCUCCAAAGUUAACAACUUGCUGUCAAUCUUCAUCAUCAAUUGCUUCAUCAACUAAACAAGUAGAAGAAGAUUCUGGAUCUUCUCGAGUUCUUCGUGAUCCACAGAAUUGCCAAUCAUCUUGUGCAGGUUCCAUCAUGCCUCUUCAUCGAAACCCGAAUUUCACCGAUAUGUUACCUUACAACAACACUCGACUGUGGAAUCAUCAUCAAGUGAAGAAGCCAUUGGAGUCUGAGGUUAAUAAUAUCUCUGAGAACAAGCUCGAAUUUAUCGAUUUGAUCGAAACAAAGGAAAGUUAUGGUUCAUUUGGGUAUGAUGAGUCCUCUGAGAAGAAGUUAAAUGAGCCAGCUUUCGAUCCGAGCUCUCCGUGGAAUCCUCUAUCGAACGAGAAAGCUGGACCGUGGUGGCGAACUACUGAUAAAGAUGAGUUAGCUUCCUUGGUUGCACAAAGGUCUCUAGACUAUGUUGAGAAUUGUGAUCUACCAACACCGCAGAAGAUGAAACGCUCUUAUUACGGUAGUCCACGUUGUUUCGACUCUGAUGGAUUCCGGGAUUACUCUGUCUCUAACCAAACCAUCCACGAGAACGCGACAAGCAGCUGCAAGAACAGAACCGAGGCUUCGUCUGAGACUGAAUUAAGCAAAUAUGAGUUAUUAGAAGCGCUGAGGCGUUCUCAAACACGAGCUAGGGAAGCGGAAAACAUGGCUAAAGAAGCGUACGCGGAGAAAGAACACUUGGUGAAGCUCUUGUUCAAGCAAGCAUCAGAGCUUUUCGGGUAUAAGCAAUGGUUAAAACUGCUUCAGCUCGAAGCACUUUACCUCCAAAUCAAGAACAAGAAGUUUGAGAACAACAAGGAGCCACAGGUUUCGAUCCCUUGGAGCAAUUCGAAAGUGAGAAAACCGGGGAGAAAGAGAAGAAGCAAGAGGGCUAAACCGAAUGCAGCUAAGUACGCGGUUGGUUUAGCUUUGGGGAUGAGUCUUGUUGGUGCUGGUUUGCUUCUUGGAUGGACUGUUGGUUGGAUGCAGAUGCUAUCUUUCUAG